CUUUCGUCCGUCACUGAAAUGUUACCCCUGCAGCGUCCGUGCAGGUUGGUUGUAAAAAGCCUGAAGUUAUGAAGAUUAGGACAAAAGUGCCUCGAUAGAGACAUUCGCCGAGAGACAAUUAAUAGCAGUGUCACUGAGUCAGGACGUUGUAUUCACACAGGAUGGCGUCACCUCAUGACCGCAGUCGGAAAGAUGACGAGGAUGACCCUGUUGAACAGAUGAUAUCGCGCACUGGCUGCGCUGAGCUUCACCACGCCAUCCAGGAAUGCAUGGCUGAACAUCAGGACUGGCGAGCAUGUCAAAACCAAGUUCAGACGUUCAAAGACUGCAUGAUGAAUUUCCAAAAGGCCCGAAAAGAACAGCUGAGGCAGCAGCAGCUGCCCUCCACCAAGUCUGCGGCCAGCUGAAUACAGAACAUCUUGCAAAUACAUACAGUGCUGUGUUUGGGACUUGACUGACGACCUUAAAUUGCAAAGACUGUACCUAAUUUAAUCAUUAGAAUUGAAAAUAAAGCUCUAGCAGUAUCAUAAAAUCCCUACUUACAGUCUCAAGUGUGUGAUUAAGAGCCUGACUGAUAAUUGGGAUUUAACAGGCAAUAUGAAAUAUCACUUAACUUCAGUUAGCUUGUGUUUAAGUGUGUAUGUAUGUAAAGAAAUGCCAUACUAUGUGAUUUGUGAAUCAAAGUGCAUUUGAAAGUUAUCUUUUCAGGUAAAACGCUUUAUUUUUGGUCCGUAAUGUAUUUUCUUUAAAUAAAAAUGAAAAGAUUGUUUUUUUAGGGGAAAAUCUGAAA
Messenger RNA from Neolamprologus brichardi, 790 nucleotides. RefSeq names its product cytochrome c oxidase assembly factor 4 homolog (gene coa4). The record is from RefSeq and is a predicted model, not a curated record. Gene Ontology annotation, biological process: mitochondrial respiratory chain complex IV assembly. NCBI's taxonomy places the organism in Eukaryota, Metazoa, Chordata, Actinopteri, Cichliformes, Cichlidae. Gene Ontology annotation, cellular component: mitochondrial intermembrane space.